This is a messenger RNA of Lachancea lanzarotensis, 987 nucleotides long. It is a transcript of the gene LIP2, whose product is annotated as LALA0S03e02696g1_1. Bases 1 to 987 code for a protein of 328 amino acids. Gene Ontology annotation, cellular component: mitochondrion. Lineage: Eukaryota; Fungi; Ascomycota; Saccharomycetes; Saccharomycetales; Saccharomycetaceae. The transcript has a single exon. Gene Ontology annotation, molecular function: lipoyl(octanoyl) transferase activity. The record is from RefSeq and is a predicted model, not a curated record. Gene Ontology annotation, biological process: protein lipoylation.
AUGAAAGCAUCUUUACAACGGAGUAGAAAGCCAGCUGAUCGAGUACUGUGGUUGAAUCGACCAUUUAAAAAUGCAAGACUCAACAGCAGUUGUUCUGCCACUCCAACAACAUUUCCAGUGGAGGAUUCUUCCCGAGUGCUAAGACACCUCGAGUUCACGAAACCACUGUCGUUUGAAAAGGGCAUCAGAAUCCAAGAGAACUUUGUUAGAGCCCAGCUGGACAUGAAGCAUCUACAAUCUAAGAUAGAUAGAAAAUUGAAUCAAUUGGAAACCGAGCAUCCGGGAACAACUAUAAAUCAGCAUGAACAAUGGAUUCUGAAAAAUAUCACAGACAUGAAACCUCACCCGAUAGCUUUGACUUUCGAAUUUGAGCCUACGUAUACGGGUGGAAAACGUAGCAAAAAAGCUGUUACUCUGGAAGACAUCGCCCGAUUCGAAAACUUCGUGCCACAGCAGCAGCACCAUGCAAACCAGAAACGUCCAAAAUUCGUUCAAGUGGAAAGAGGUGGCCAAGUGACUUUCCAUGGUCCUGGACAAGUAGUAGCAUAUUUGAUUUUGGAUUUGAAAUCAUUCAACAAAUUCCCCGCAAAAUGUCUAGUGUCAGCCAUCGAAGAUUCGACAAUAAGUGCGUUGAACAAAAUUCCAGACGGUAACAGAAAGGCUCCCCUGGGCAUUGAGGCAAGUAAAGCUACGGAAACGGGCGUUUGGAUAAACGAGCAAGAAAAAAUCGCAAGCAUAGGAAUCCACGUUAGAAGAUCUAUCACGUCUCAUGGAGUGUGUAUUAAUGUGGACCCCGAUUUAUCGUAUAUGAACUCUUUCGUUAUGUGCGGACUGCAAGGCACAAGGGCAACUUCGAUACGCGAGCAGCAGCCUGAAAGUAAUUGCACCACCCAUGAUGUAGCAGUGGGAUUUGUUAACGAGCUGGCCAAGAAAUUAGGGAUCACAACUGUAGAGCGUAUUCAAUUAGAUGAUAUAGAACUGGACUAA